UUCACUGAGAACGAGGCUCACAUUCUCUCUCUCUCUCUCUCUCUCUCUCUUUCUCAAUCUUAGAAGAAGAAGCAGUAAGCAGGACCAAGUCGAAAGCUUAAUCACACACACUCUCUCUCUCUCUUCAAAUCACUUUUGUUUCUCUCUCUCUCUCCAAAAUCUUCCUCAUUGUCUUUGGCUGCUUCAAGAAACUGUUUGUCUCUUCAACACUUCUCUGCUUAUUACAAAUCAAGAACAAAAAAAGUCUUGUCUUUUGUCUCUCUUGGGAGAAAGAGUCUCUCAAAUUAAACCCAUUUUAGACAAAACCAUUAAAUCCUGAUCCAGCUCUGUCUUUGCCCUCAUUAGCUUCUGUCUGAGAUUCAAAGAAGGAGGAACAAAGAAAGAAGCCAAUUCUUUCUUGUCAACAGUGAUUCAACUAAAAGCCCCAAACUUUGUUCCACAUUUUUCAAUGGAGUGAGUCGACAGAUCAAGAACAAAGAGAUACACAAGUACGAAGCAGCAAUGAGAGACGACAAAUCCAAGAAAAGCAAGUUGUCAUGGUCAAAGAAGAUGGUGAGGAAAUGGUUCAACAUCAAAAGCAAAACAGAAGAGUUUCAAGCUGAUGUUUCUCUUCCUCAAGUUGUAGAAGUUGAGCAUAGAAGUAGCAUCUCAGAGAAGGAGCCUUCCACAAUCAAGAAGAGCAAAGCUGAGAAACUCAAUAAGAACUGGGAGCAGCAAGCUAGACAAAGGAGAAUGAACUAUGAUAACCCAAGAAUCAUUGAUGUCCAAAACUACAGCAUCUUUGUAGCUACAUGGAACGUUGCUGGACGCUCUCCUCCUGAAGAUCUAAACCUUGACGAGUGGCUUCACUCCUCAGCUCCUGCAGAUAUAUACGUACUUGGCUUCCAAGAGAUUGUUCCUCUUAACGCUGGUAACGUUCUCGGAGCUGAAGACAACGGUCCCGCCAAGAAAUGGCACUCCCUCAUCAGAAAAACACUCAACAACCUCCCCGGGACAAGCGGCCUCUCUCACACUCCAUCUCCCAUCCCUGUCCCCAUUGCAGAGAUUGAUGCUGACUUCUCCGGAUCUUCUAGACAAACCUUCUUCAACAGACGCUCUUUCCAGACCCCAAGCAUAUGGAGAACGGAUGAGAACGACUCUUCGGCCACACAACCACCGCUUGAGCGUCGUUUAAGCGUGUGUGAUCGUGUCUUCUUCAGUCAUAGACCAAGUGACUUUGAUCCUAGCUUCAGGUGCAGUCACAGGCCUAGUGAUUACUCUAGACCAAGUGAUUAUUACUCAAGACCGAGUGAUUAUUACUCUAGAGCAAGUGAUUACUCUAGGCAGAGUGAUGUCUCUCGGUGUGGUUACUCAGAUGAUGAUUAUGCUCCAGGGGAUUCACCAAGCACAGGGCUGUACUCACCAGGUUCAAACGAGAAUGGUUCUAGAAUCUCUUGGAACUCUUCUCAGUAUUGUUUGGUGGCUAGCAAGCAAAUGGUUGGUAUCUUUUUAACAGUUUGGGUGAAGAGUGAGUUAAGAGAACACGUCAAGAACAUGAAAGUGUCUUGUGUUGGGAGAGGAUUAAUGGGUUAUCUUGGAAACAAGGGAUCAAUCUCUAUUAGCAUGUUGCUUCACCAAACAAGCUUUUGCUUUGUCUGCACUCACUUGACGUCAGGACAGAAAGAAGGAGAUGAGCUGAGGAGAAACUCUGAUGUGAUGGAGAUACUCAAGAAGACAAGGUUUCCUCGUGUCCAGAGUUCUGCAGGAGAGAAGUCUCCAGAGAAUAUACUUCAGCAUGAUCGAGUGAUAUGGCUUGGGGAUCUGAAUUACCGGAUAGCACUCUCUUACCGAUCUGCUAAAGCACUUGUUGAGAUGCAAAACUGGAGGGCAUUACUAGAGAACGACCAGUUAAGGAUAGAGCAGAAACGAGGACAUGUGUUUAAAGGAUGGGACGAAGGGAAGAUCUACUUCCCACCGACUUACAAAUACUCAAAUAACUCAGAUAGGUAUGCUGGAGAUGACUUGCAUCCCAAGGAGAAACGUCGCACUCCUGCUUGGUGUGAUAGAAUAUUGUGGUAUGGAGAAGGACUACAUCAGUUAUGUUAUGUAAGAGGGGAGUCAAGAUUCUCGGAUCAUAGACCAGUUUAUGGCAUAUUCAGCGCAGAGGUUGAGUCAAAUCACAAGAGAUUAAAACGAGCCACGAGUUACUCUACUUCAAGAGUCCAAGCUGAAGAACUCUUGCCUUACCCAAGAGGAUAUACCGAGCUAACUUUUUUCUAAAAGGUUCAGUGAACAUCUCUAUCCAUAGAACUAACCAGAAAAUUAGGAGAUUGCAGAUAGAAUGUAGUGUCAGUGACAUGAACCUAUCAAGGGUGGUAGACUAGUGGUAGUAGUUGUUGUUGUGGUCCUGAAAACUCAUAAUAGAGACUUAAGUCUAUUUAAGACACUGGUAUGCAUUUAUUAUACAUCAGCCAAGAAAGUAGCCCACACGUUUCUCCUAUAAUAUCAUUUAAGGCACUGGAUAUGAUUUGAUGUGAUAUGAUUAUCUCUGCAUCGUCAGUGAAAACAACUGAUUAGGAAACUGUAAGAUUCGUUUGUGUUAUUCUUGAUAAAGAAAUGAUUCUGAAAAUCUUGUAAGAGUUAAUUAUUGUGUAUGUAUCUUCAUCAUAUCUUGAUCACUUAUGGUAUAUGAUUUUAUUCGGCUU
Messenger RNA from Brassica oleracea var. oleracea, 2684 nucleotides. Its product is annotated as type IV inositol polyphosphate 5-phosphatase 7. NCBI's taxonomy places the organism in Eukaryota, Viridiplantae, Streptophyta, Magnoliopsida, Brassicales, Brassicaceae. Gene Ontology annotation, molecular function: phosphatidylinositol-3,4,5-trisphosphate 5-phosphatase activity; phosphatidylinositol-4,5-bisphosphate 5-phosphatase activity; inositol-polyphosphate 5-phosphatase activity. The coding region runs from base 502 to 2259 and encodes 585 amino acids. Gene Ontology annotation, biological process: phosphatidylinositol dephosphorylation. The record is from RefSeq and is a predicted model, not a curated record. The transcript is spliced from 8 exons.